CCUUAUUCGAGGUUGCCAUCCUCGUAUUCCGAUGUCAGGCGGGGAGAAAAUAGACCUGCGCAACUUGACAUGAUGGGCAUAAAUAUCACCAUCACUUCCGCCGUUCACUCCUAGAUUGAUUCAGCAUCGACAUCCUCACAACUCAGCCUUCACUGCAAACUCAACAUCCAACUCUCCACCAACAACCAAAAACCCCCAACCACCACCAUCAAGAUGCAGUUCUCCGCCGCCGUCCUCGCUCUCGCCGCCUCCGUGGCCGCCCAGAAGCCCGUCUUCGAGAUCUCCGACUUCUCCGCCGCCUGCGUUGCCCACGGCUCCGAGUGCAUCUACGAGUUCGGCCUCUUCCAGUCCGGCGGCUACCAGACCGAGCCCCAGCACUGCCGUGCCCAGGUCCAGACCACCGACGGCACCCUGCCCGAGGUCCUCGACGGCACCUGCGAGGCCACCUCCCGCACCUGGACCGUCACCAAGGCUGACGGCGGCCUCGUCCUCGAGGUCACCCAGCAGGUCACCCCCGCCUCCAACACCACCGGCAAGCACGCCAUCCCCGCCAGCGAGCUGGAGCUCGUCCAGGCUGGCGCCUCUGGCUACCAGCAGUACACUGGUCCCAAGGAGUUCGGCCUGUUCUACUAAAUCUACUCGUCUUUGGCAUGUUUUUGAAUGGUGCGAUCCGGCUUGGAGAGCCUUUAUAAUCACUUGAUUGGAUGUACAUACUUUGCCGAUCGGCAACACUCCUUCGGGCUGUAUUUAGACCAUAAAAAAAGAUGAUUGGGGCUUCUGCCUUCGCUCCUCGCAAA
Diaporthe batatas is the source of this 797-nucleotide messenger RNA. RefSeq lists its product as uncharacterized. The record is from RefSeq and is a predicted model, not a curated record. NCBI's taxonomy places the organism in Eukaryota, Fungi, Ascomycota, Sordariomycetes, Diaporthales, Diaporthaceae. The transcript has 2 exons. The coding region runs from base 214 to 633 and encodes 139 amino acids.